UUAAAACCCCCAAACAAAUGACAAAUCCAACUCCUUUGACUAAUGGAACUUGUCAUAAAACUCAUCAUCUUCUUCACUUUCCUCCUCUCCUCCCACAAAAUCGAAGCUCAAAAAAACCAUUGCUUACCACAAUACUGUGGAAUCAAUCCCGCACCUGUCCGUUUCCCCUUCACACUGCAGGAACAACAGCAGCCUCAAAACUGCGGCGGCUACCCCGGCUUCUCCCUCACUUGCUCCGGCGAUAUUGCAGGGAGAGGAGCCCUUCUCUUGACCCUCCCAUAUUCCGGAAACUUCUCCGUCCGCUACAUAAACUACCUCAUGCAAGAGAUCCAACUCUACGACCCAGACGGCUGCCUCCCGCGGAAGCUCAUGGCUCUGAACCUCACCUCCUCCCCCUUCGAGGCCAUGUACAUGGAUGAGUUCGUCUUCCUCAGCUGCCCCCGCGCCGCGGUGGCCGGGACGGGUCUCGCCACGGUCGACUGCCUCGGGAACUCCACGUCGGCCGUCGUGGCCACCACUUCGGGCACCCUCGCUGGGUCGAUGAGCAUGUGCACGACUAUGUUCACGCUCCCGAUCCCCGUGUCGUGGGACGACAGCGGCGGGGGAGGAGGAAGUGGUGAUUGGCUGUCGUCGGAUCUUGGCGGAGAUCUGAGGCUGACGUGGAGCUUUCCCGACUGCAAAGGAUGUGAGGCGCGGGGUGGAGUUUGUGGUUAUGAUCGGAACAGCACCGUCGGUGGGAUUACGUGCUACUUUGAUCACGGAAAAGGUAAAAAAGGGCUUGAGGUAUUCAAAAUCAUUGCACUAUCAAUAGUGAUACCAGCCAUCAUAUGCUCCAUAUGCAUUUCAUGCUUCACAUGCAUAGUGGAAAGGAGGGCAGCUCGGAAUAGGGCUGCCACGGUGGCGCCGCCUCCACCUCAGCCACCGGCAAUGGUGGGCCUCGACGAGUCAACCAUCGAGUCAUACAAGAAGGUUGUACUUGGCGAAAGCAAACGCCUUCCCGGACCUAAUGGUGUCACCUGCCCUAUAUGCCUAGUCGAUUAUUGUCCAAAAGAUGAACUCAGAUGCAUACCAGAGUGUCAACAUUGCUUUCAUUCCGAAUGUGUUGAUGAGUGGCUGAGAUUGAAUAGCUCUUGCCCUCUUUGCCGGAAUUCACCGUCACACCCUUUAGAAGCAGUGUGAGUGAAGAUCGAUUGUAAGUUCCAAAAGGAUACAUCAUGUUAAUAAAAUUUUCUGGAGUUAUACAUGAUAAACAAUAAGGGCAUGAGAGUUUUUUUUUCUGUAUAUUUUACUAUCAAGUCUAUUUUAGUUUUGACUAUUUAGUUAUGUAAAAAAUUAACUAGCCAUGAUUCUUUGUAUAUGAUUGCACAGGUUGUUGCA
Salvia hispanica is the source of this 1377-nucleotide messenger RNA. Its product is annotated as putative RING-H2 finger protein ATL21A. The record is from RefSeq and is a predicted model, not a curated record. Gene Ontology annotation, molecular function: polysaccharide binding. NCBI's taxonomy places the organism in Eukaryota, Viridiplantae, Streptophyta, Magnoliopsida, Lamiales, Lamiaceae.